Molecule: messenger RNA, 1110 nt
Organism: Ascoidea rubescens DSM 1968
Lineage: Eukaryota; Fungi; Ascomycota; Saccharomycetes; Ascoideales; Ascoideaceae
Gene: PPH3
Product: phosphoprotein phosphatase PP4 catalytic subunit PPH3
Exons: 1
Coding region: 69-992 (307 amino acids)
Biological process (GO): peptidyl-serine dephosphorylation; double-strand break repair via homologous recombination
Cellular component (GO): cytoplasm; nucleus
Molecular function (GO): protein serine/threonine phosphatase activity
Source: RefSeq, a predicted model, not a curated record
ACACUCGGAAGGCAAGCACCAGCAAUUGGCUCGUUGCACGCUGAUAAUGAGGCAGUUGGUGUUGCACAAUGUUGGAUCUAGACAUAUGUAUCGAGUUGUUGAAAGAGUGCAAAUGCAUUCCUGAGGCCGAUGUCCAGGAGAUAUGUUUCAAAGCGCAGGAACUCUUGAUGGAAGAGGGAAACGUCCAGCUUGUUGACACUCCCGUGGUGAUAUGUGGCGACAUCCAUGGACAGCUACACGAUCUAUUGACGUUGUUCAGGGCUGGGGGCGAUUGUCCAGACUCCAAGUACUUGUUUUUGGGUGACUUUGUCGAUAGAGGGUUUUACUCGUUAGAGUCCUUCUUGUUGUUGUUGUGCUACAAGGUCAGAUAUCCUGACAGAAUCGCUUUGGUGCGAGGCAACCACGAGUCCAGGCAGAUCACUCAGGUGUAUGGUUUCUACGACGAGUGCUUGAGAAAAUAUGGCUCAGCCAACGUUUGGAGAUACUGCUGCGAAGUGUUUGACUAUCUUUCAUUGGGCGCCUUGGUUGGAAACAGCAGCGGGGGAGUCUUUUGUGUGCAUGGGGGUUUGUCUCCUGAUAUCGAGAGCAUCAAGCAGAUCAAGCUCAUUGAUCGCAAAAAGGAAGUGCCCCAUGAAGGUGCAAUGUGCGAUUUGCUUUGGAGUGAUCCUGACGACGUGCCAGGCUGGGCUAUUUCCCCCAGAGGAGCAGGCUUUCUCUUUGGCAAAAUGGAGGUCGACAAGUUUCUACACGAAAACAACAUCUCGCUCAUUGCCAGAGCACAUCAGUUGGUGAUGGAAGGAUACAAAGAAUGGUUUGAUGGUGGAUUGGUCACUGUGUGGUCUGCUCCCAACUACUGCUACCGCUGUGGGAACGUUGCUGCUGUGUUGAAGAUAGACGACAACUUGAACAGAGAAUACAAGAUCUUUGAGGCCACCAUUCAGGACGCCAACGCCAUUCCCUCAAAGAAACCAGUCACCGAUUACUUUCUAUAGUCUGUUAUAUUAUAUCAUAAUCCAUUGUAGUCCAUUCCACUCUUCAGUAGCGAAAUUGCACUUUUGUGUUGCGCUUAAUUUUGCUUCUCCGGGUAAGCCUGAAAUUUUUCAGCAAGCA